Messenger RNA from Oryza brachyantha (malo sina), 1623 nucleotides. Its product is annotated as F-box protein At5g49610-like. The record is from RefSeq and is a predicted model, not a curated record. Lineage: Eukaryota; Viridiplantae; Streptophyta; Magnoliopsida; Poales; Poaceae. Gene Ontology annotation, molecular function: protein binding.
AUGGAGAAUCUCCCCGUGGAGCGGAACCCGGCGGACGGCCUCGUCGACGAGCUCAUCUUCGAGAUCCUCCGCCGCCUCCCCAUCCGCUCCCUGUGCCGAUGCAAGUGCGUCUGCCGGUCCUGGCGCCGACUCAUCGCCGACCACGGGCACCGGAAGAAGCUGCCGCAGACGCUAUCCGGCUUCUUCUACAGAAGCUACAGCCUCGACCGCUUCCCUUACUGGGCGUACCACUUCACCAACGUCGCCGGGAGAGGCGCUCCUCUCAUCUACCCGUCCUUCUCCUUCCUGCCGCCGUUCGCCGGUCUCACCGUCCUGGACUGCUGCAAUGGUCUCCUCCUCUGCCGCUGCUACGUGUCUCUUAAGCCUAUGAGGUUUAACUAUGCCGUGUGCAAUCCUGCGACCAAGGAAUGGGUGAUGUUGCCGGACUCCAGCGGCAGUGUUGGUGAGAUCGGCACUGCCAGCGUGUGUUUCGAUCCAGCCAUCUCUAUCACCAUCUCCUCGCAUUUCCAUGUGGUCGGGUACGUGGAGGAGGAUGAAGAUGAAUACGUCAGACAGGUGGGGAUCUAUUCAUCCAAAACUGGAUCAUGGAGUCUCCAUGAAAGUGGAUGGGAUGAUGAGGUUUAUUUUGUAACUUCAGUCGAUCGGAGGAGUGUUUUCCUUAAUGGUUUUCUGCACUCUGUCACGCCGGCUUAUAUUGCAGCGGUUGACAUGGACGCUAAGAAAUGGAGGAGAAUUCCUUUGCCGGAUGUUGAUGGUGAUACGGCCGUAAUUCAUCAAAGUCAAGGUCGCCUGUUUGCUUUUAUCGAUCUACUGGAGACCUUUAAACUGUCAGUUUGGGUUCUUGAGGACUACAAUACAGAUAAUUGGAUUUUAAAGCAUACCAUUAGCUCAUUGAGCCUGUUUGGAGGAAAGAAUUAUCGAUUAGAUGUAGACUAUCAAGUCAUUGCUGCUCAUCCAGAAUGCAAUUUGAUCUUCUUUGUUUAUGGAUCGAGCAAUAUCUUGAUGUCAUACCAAAUGGAUCUCAAAGUGCGUGUUAUACGAAUGCUCGGACAUGAUUUGUACUGCCCAUAUCUGCCAUAUGUUCCAUUAUUCUCUGGGCUGUUAACUAAUCGGCGCUAAUGGCUAACAUGAAGAGGUGCAGCUCCACUUCUGUUAUUGCAAAACCAUCUGUUCGCCCCUAAGGAGAACCAGGUUUGGAAUGGAGCAGUGAAUCUGAUCUCUAAUAAGAAUUAUGAAGUUCUGUUUUAUUGUAGUCGGACGAAGCCUCUUUCUUUGUGUUGUUCUCAAGAAUGUUGUUAAAUCAUAGUUGGUACGUGAGUUACCUUCUUAGAACGGGCCUUUUUGAAGGUAUGUUAUGUUUUUCUGAAGCUUAUGUCUUGUUUUAUUGUACUGGUGUGUAGUGGUGUUCACACUAUGUUAGUUAAGCUUGAUGUCAUGUGUAACAGUUCGGAGAACCAUGACUACUAUUUUGCAAGUUGGAACAUAUGUACUACUUUGUUUCUGUGUGGUGAUUAAUUGGAAAGCUGCUUCCCUGUACCUGUCGGGGCCUAGCCCCGGUCCGAACAAACAAAGUGCCAGCCUAAAGUUAAGGUUAUUUAUCAAAUUAUUUAAUUUAUCCCUAUA